ACAUCCGAUAAGAAAAAUACAAGCACCAUGAAUGUUGAAGAUAGAUCAACAAAAGUGAAGAUAUAAUAUCCGAUACAAAGUGCAGUAGUGUGGUGUGAAUUUUUAAUUUUUCAAAUAAUACGGCCAAAAUGUCGCUUCCGAAUAUACAGAAAGCAAUUAGUUUGGAAAUUCUUGCCGUCAAUAAAAGCAAUAACAAACAGACUUUGAUUCAAAAAGUCAAAUAUGCCGUUACUCAUAUAACUGUUGAACCACUAGUGUUUUUCUACAUUUUACCUGGAGUUAUGGGAUUAUUGACUACACAAAAUUUAAACCUUGAAAAAGCAUGUCGAGUUAAUCUUCAAUUCAACGAAUCUGUAUGCGAUGCCAUGCUUAAUCGAGAUCAGACAGGAUAUGAAACUUACCAUGAAACUGAAGUACAUAAACUGGUGUCAAGAAUGCUCACAAUCAAAACCAUCGUAGUAGGUUUUUUCCCGACGUUGCUCAUGUUGUUCUUUGGUUCUUGGAGCGACAGACAUCAAAGAAGGAAGCCGGUGAUUCUAAUACCAAUCGCCUGUGAUACAAUAAGUGGUUUUGGCUUGCUGAUAUGUGCGUACUACUUUAUGGAGCUCUCAAUUUAUUAUGUACUCUUCUUUGAUUGUAUUCCUUAUGCACUUGGUGGGGGGUGGAGUUGUGUAUUUCUUGGAGCAUACAGCUAUGUCAGUGGACUCAGCACAGACGAAGAAAGGACUAUUCGUAUAGGAAUUCUAUCCAUGUUCCAAAAUGUUGCAGUGGCAAUUGGCAAUGUUCUGGGCGGUUAUUUUAUAGGUCCACUAGGUCUUUUUGGAUCCUACGUGGUAUCCGUUAUAAUAAUGACUUGUUGUUUCGUUUAUGGAAUGAUAAUAAUCAAAGAUCCAAAGAGAGAACAAGAAAAUGCUAUAGAUGUACAGAAGAAAGGUUUUAUUCGAGAUUUUUUAGAUGUUCAGCAUAUUAAGAGCACGUUUCAAAUUUGUUUCAAGGAAGGGCCAAGUAAUAGAAAAUGGAGGGUUAUAAUAAUCAUGAUAGCUACAGUUUUAAUAUUAGGGCCACAACAAGGUGAAUUUGUGGUAUUUUAUUUGUACACAAGAUACAAAUUUGAAUGGAAUGAAGUCAACUACAGUAUAUUUAACUCUUUGCAAUUCAUUGUUCAAAUCAUUGGUUCCAUAUUUGCAUUAUCAUUUUUUUCGAAAAAACUGAAAUUUGAUGACGCCACAUUAGGAAUCAUUGCAUUGGUAAGCAAGAUAUCAGCUUGCUUCGUAUAUGCGCUUGCGCCGACUGGUAAUUACUUUCUCAUGGGUUGCUUAGCAGAAAUAUUUCAUGGAACUUGCCAUAUUGCUUUAAGGUCCUUGAUGGGAAAAAUUGUUCCACCUCAUGAAUUGGGCCAAUCCAAUUCUGUAUUUGGAGUAUGCGAGGCGAUAAUGCCACUUGUAUUUGGUCCAUUUUAUGCAACAUUAUACUACUACACUAUAGAAUAUUUUCCUGGGGCGUUUUUGUUAGCAUCUGCUACUUUUUACGCAAUGACACUACCUUUAUUCGUCAUGUUGUACAAAUUCAAUAUGAAGGACAAAAAAAUUACCAAAAAAAAUCUAAAUGAGAUGGAGCAAGAAAAAAAUCUUCUAAAGAAAGCUCUCAAUAAAGGAAGAAAGAUGUCUUUGAAUGCUUUGAAGGCAUAAAGUCUUUGGGUGCAAUUCAAAAUCUAUGUGAUAUCACAAUGUUAACUUACAUUUUGUACAAAACAAAUUAAUUAUGAUACAAAGUCAAUCUAUGUACACUACAUUAUUUAAUUGGUAUUUAUUUUUUAUACUAGAAAAUAUAAUUCUCUAGGAAUAUUUAUUUCAUCUGAAAGAGAAGAGAUAUAUAAUUUUAACUUAUUGAUUUCAUUUCACAUUAUACCUAAAAUCAUACUCCUAGGCAGAUUUUCUGUACUCUGUAGAUACUUUAGUAAAUUACUUUAUAGUUA
This is a messenger RNA of Harmonia axyridis, 1975 nucleotides long. Its product is annotated as tetracycline resistance protein, class H-like. Lineage: Eukaryota; Metazoa; Arthropoda; Insecta; Coleoptera; Coccinellidae. Gene Ontology annotation, cellular component: membrane. Gene Ontology annotation, molecular function: transmembrane transporter activity. The transcript is spliced from 5 exons. The coding region runs from base 129 to 1688 and encodes 519 amino acids. The record is from RefSeq and is a predicted model, not a curated record. Gene Ontology annotation, biological process: transmembrane transport.